Messenger RNA from Mucor mucedo, 1713 nucleotides. RefSeq lists its product as uncharacterized. NCBI's taxonomy places the organism in Eukaryota, Fungi, Mucoromycota, Mucoromycetes, Mucorales, Mucoraceae. The record is from RefSeq and is a predicted model, not a curated record. The transcript has 3 exons. The coding region runs from base 1 to 1713 and encodes 570 amino acids.
AUGCUCCAAAACGCUUUUAUCGACCCGUUAAAGUGUGAAAUUACACACCGCGUUCGCUUGUUUUUCUCUUUCGUCUGGUACACGGCCAGCUUUGGUUUACUUUUUCUUUGGGGAAAAAUAGCCUCUUUCUUUGGUUGUGUUGCUGCGUCUUCGUGUUUUCGUCGACGAUGCCGUCGAAAACCAACGGUUGUGAUUGGUGAGCUCUUUGUCCUUCGUGGUGGUAGAAUAACACCCUUGGCCACCGUCCAAAACAGCCACCUGGAGCCUUUGGGGUUACCCUCUUCUCCUUCUUCUUCCUUGACGUCCUCGUCUUAUUUGGCUUGUUGUUCUUCUGCGGCUCCUUCUUCCUCUGCGGCUCCUUCUUCUUCUGCGGCUCCAUCUUCUUCUGCGGCUCCAUCUUCUUCUGCGGCUCCAUCUUCUUCUGCGGCUCGGUCUUCUUCUGUGGGCUCCUCUUCGCUUGAGGCUAGCUUUUCUUUUGUUGGACCCUCUUCGUCUGCUAGUCUGACUUCUUCUGCUGUUCUGUCUUCUUCUGUUGCUGCCUCUGUCACGUCCAUAAAAUUGAACAUGACAUGCUACUCCUUGGAUUGUGCCUGUGUUGCUGGUUUGCCUUGUCUUUCUGGUGGUAGGAUGCCUUCCUUCCGUCCUCCCCUCCAAAGGUACUCGUCGUCUGUCUCCUUCGGUUUUGGCUGCGAAGCCAUUACUCAAGGCUAUCUUGAGACUGACGUUGGUUCUCUCGGUUUUGGUCGAGACUGUUCGUCUUCCGUCGGCUCGUCCUUGGCCUUUGGUCAAGCUUUUCCUCCUGGUGACUUUGCGGUAUUCAGUGAUAGUUUGCCUGCGGUUGCUUCACCAAUGGAGGUUGAUGAUGUUUCUGUCCCUGUUUCUGGGGAAUCUGGUGACUUGGGUGUGGCUGUGGCUUCUGCUCCUCUUGCCUCUGGACUUUCUGCUGCUUCUUCUCCAGCCGCUGAAGAACUUUGCCGUGUGUCUGUGUCUCCUCCUGGGGAUAAGUUGCUGUCUGCUGCUGUGUUCUUGGCUGGUGCUGAGAUUGGUUCGGUUGUUGGAACUGGCUCUGCUGGUGUAGCUUCUGACGUGGUUGAGGCUCCUGCUGUUGCUUUGCCUCGACCUGUGGUUACUCCUCGUCGUCUUGGGUCCGGUCGUCGUGUUGCUGUUUCGUCGGCUGUUUUAGCUGAUGCUGUUGCAGCUACAGCCGUGGUUACCCCCCUUGCUUCUCCUCCUUUUUCGCCUUCUCCUUGCGAGAAAAGACAGCGUGGGGAUAAGCGAAAGAAUGACGCUCCUCCUCCUGCCACAACCGUUCGUUCUUGUUUCGUUCCUCGUUCUGGUGACGUUUCUUCGUCUAUUGCUGUGCCGUCUGUUGUGACUCCUUUGUCGGUCCUUCCGGCGUGUACCGUUGGCUUGGGCUCUUCUGUGUCUUGUCCUGCUUCUGUCUCGGCCGUCCCUUCUGUCCCUUCUGUCUCUUCUGUCUCUUCUCUCUCUUCUGUCUCUUCUGUCUCUUCUGUCCCUGUCGUGGAGGGAUCUUCAAUUACUGUCUCUCCCGUACGCCCAAUCGCUAAACCACGGGUAGCGCAUUACGAAAAGGCUCGGGAGAGACUAGCAUUGAAGGCUCUCUUCGAUAGGGCCGAAAAAGAAGAAGAAGAAGAAGACAAAAAAGAAAAAGAAAAGGCAGACGGACGAUCUUCUUCGUGGAGAAGAAAAUAA